Molecule: messenger RNA, 2561 nt
Organism: Darwinula stevensoni
Lineage: Eukaryota; Metazoa; Arthropoda; Ostracoda; Podocopida; Darwinulidae
Source: the annotation of a GenBank genome assembly
UUAGUUAAUCUCCCGUUGGACAGGGCGCGAUGGAACUGGAGCUGGGCGGAGAGGGCGUCGGCCGAUCGGAACUGCUCCGCCUGUGUCAAGAGACGGUCAAGUGGAGCGUGAAGACCUGCUCUCCCUACUUCCGCAAUCAGCUCUACGGCGGAGUGGACGAGGUCGGACUCGCCGGGAGCUGGCUCACCGAUGCUCUCAACACCAACCAGCAUACGUACGAGGUGGCCCCCGUGUUCAUAUUGGCGGAAAAGGCCCUGUUCGCGAAAGUCCUGCGACUCCUACCCUCGUGGCUCUCAGGCGAUGGAAUCACCUGUCCAGGUGGAAGCAUGGCGAACAUGUACGGGAUGGUGCUGGCCCGAUACAAGAAGUUCCCCCAGGUGAAGGACAAGGGUCUCUCCGCCCUGCCCCCGCUCGUCGCUUUCACCUCCACCGACAGCCAUUAUUCGAUCCUGAAGGCGGCUCACUGGCUGGGACUGGGGACGGAGAACGUGGUGAAGGUGAAGACGGACCCUAAGGGUCGGAUGCUACCCGAAGCCCUGGAAGAAUCCAUAUUGGCGGCGGAGAAGGAAGGCCGGGUCCCGUUUUUCGUCAAUGCCACCGCCGGAACCACCGUGUUGGGUGCCUUCGAUCCGCUUCGCCCCAUCGCUCGCAUCUGCAAGAAAUACGGACUCUGGCUUCAUGUCGAUGUCUGUUCAGCCAUUACUAUCGGUCUACUGCAUCACUGCAACUCGGCCUCGGCGACGUAUCUGUUCCAACAAGACAAGUUUUACGACGUGUCCUACGACACGGGAGACAAAAGCGUACAGUGCGGGAGGAAAGUGGAUGCCUUCAAGUUCUGGCUCAUGUGGAAGGCCAGGGGGGAUGUCGGACUCGAAUGGAGGAUCGACAACGCCUUCCAAUGCGCCAGAUACGUGACAGAGAAGCUGCAGUCUCGAGAGGGAUUCCGACUGGUCCUGCCGGAAUUCGAAUGCACUAACGUCUGCUUCUGGUACAUUCCCCCUGCCUUUAGGGGCAAGACUGAAGACGAGGACUGGUGGGAAAAACUCGAAAAGGUUGCGCCAACGAUCAAGGAGCGGAUGACACUGAAAGGGAGUCUGAUGAUCGGCUAUCAGCCGCUGGCGCAUCGAGGAUGGAAGAACUUCUUCCGCCUCGUCAUCACCUGCAAUGCAAUGGAACUGGAGCUGGGCGGAGAGGGCGUCGGAAGAUCGGAACUGCUCCGCCUGUGUCAAGAGACGGUCAAGCGGAGCGUGAAGACCUGCUCUCCCUACUUCCGCAAUCAGCUCUUCGGGGGAGUGGACGAGGUCGGACUCGCCGGGAGCUGGCUCACCGAGGCUCUCAACACAAACCAAUACACGUUCGAGGUGGCGCCAUUCUUCACGGUGGUGGAAAACGCAGUCCUGAAGCGAGUCCAUCGACUCCUUGGAUUCUCUCAAGGUGAUGGCAUCUUUCCUCCAGGUGGAAGCAUGUCGAACAUGUACGGGAUGGUGUUGGCCCGAUACAAGAAGUUUCCCCAGGUGAAAUCCAAGGGUGUUUCUUCCCUGCCCCCGCUCGUCGUCUUCACUUCCACUGACAGCGAUUAUUCGAUCCUGAAGGCGGCUCACUGGCUGGGACUGGGGACGGAGAACGUGGUGAAGGUGAAGACGGACCCUAAGGGUCGGAUGCUACCCGAAGCCCUGGAAGAAUCCAUAUUGGCGACGGAGAAGGAAGGCCGGGUCGCGUUUUUCGUCAAUGCCACCGCCGGAACCACCGUGUUGGGUGCCUUCGAUCCGCUUCGCCCCAUCGCUCGCAUCUGCAAGAAAUAUGGACUCUGGCUCCAUGUCGAUCGUUUUGUUGUCCCGUUCCCAUCGACAUCUUCUGGACGGCGUGGAAAGCUUUGCUUGGAACCCCCACAAGAUGAUGGGUGCCCCUCUUCAAUGCUCUCUUUUCCUCCUAAAGGAACAGGUGCUAAGGCUCCAGCACAGAAGUAUCUGUCACUAGGUAUCAUUAAAAUAUUGCUUCUUCUUCACACAGUUUCUCUGCAGGGUCUAUUGCAUGAAUGCAACUCGGCGUCGGCGACGUAUCUGUUCCAACAAGACAAGUUUUACGACGUGUCCUACGACACGGGAGACAAAAGCGUGCAGUGCGGGAGGAAAGUGGAUGCCUUCAAGUUCUGGCUCAUGUGGAAGGCCAGGGGGGAUGUCGGACUCGAAUGGAGGAUCAACAACGCCUUCCACUGCGCCAGAUACGUGACUGAGAAGCUACGGUCUCGAGAGGGAUUUCGGCUGGUCCUGCCGGAAUUCGAAUGCACUAACGUCUGCUUCUGGUACAUUCCGCCUGCCUUGAGGGGCAAGAAUGAAGACGAGGCCUGGUGGGAAAAGCUAGAAAAGGUCGCCGUGGCGCCAGCGAUCAAGGAACGAAUGAUGCUAAAGGGAAGCUUGAUGAUCAGCUAUCAGCCGCUGGCACAUCGAGGAUGGAAGAAUUUCUUCCGACUCGUCAUCACCUGUGUCCCCCCGCUCUCCACCAUUGACAUGGACUACAUCCUCGACGAGAUCCACAUUCUGGGAAGUGAUCUCAAACCCUGA